This is a messenger RNA of Penaeus monodon (black tiger shrimp), 1192 nucleotides long. RefSeq lists its product as uncharacterized. The record is from RefSeq and is a predicted model, not a curated record. Lineage: Eukaryota; Metazoa; Arthropoda; Malacostraca; Decapoda; Penaeidae. The transcript has a single exon. Bases 261 to 986 code for a protein of 241 amino acids.
AAAACCUUCCAAAUUAUUGACAUGUUUUAUAUGUGGGGCCCUGAUGAGAGAUGUACACCUCAAAGAACAUUUAUUAAUGGGAGGAGACUAUGAGUACUUAGUGCGAUUAGAAAGUAACCAGUUGCAAAGACUUCAAGCACAGUAUAGUACAUUAGAAAAUGUGUAACUUGAAAAGUUUACACAAUUAAGAAUGUGCCAUGAAACAGUUCAGAGUAUAUUUUGGACACGUUUUCAGAAGAAACCCAUUUUGACUUGCACAAAUGGAUAACAAAACUGAACCACUCAAAAGGGAAGUCGACCAGGGCGAAAACAUUCUGGAUGGAAAUUCCUCUCAACCAAAUAUAGGUAAAGACCAGAAACCAAUAAAUAUGUUUCCAUUAGAUGAACAUAAAAUAAAAAACUCGCCAAUUCAUAAAACUGCAGAUGGUGACUGUAUUCUUGCCCAGACAUAUGACCAUGAUCAUUUAGGUGAGGCAGUUGAAUUUCAGACUGCCAGAUAUUAUAGAGAGGUAAAAAGAGAAAGUACUGAGUUGCCUAGUGUAUCUAGUAGAGGGAUAAAAAUGCGUGACCGAAGAUUAUGUCCCGAGAUCAAGAUAAACAGUAAUAGAAGUAUUUAUACAAAGAGCAACCCGGAAAAAAUUAAUUUAUCAGUGUCUAGAACAUCUGGCAGUUUGAAUUCACCCAGAUUACCAAAUCUAAAGAAAAAAUCAAAGCCGCCAAAGAGAAAGUCAGUAUCCAACCGUUCACGAAGAAAUGGAGGUCCUAGAAAAACACGUAAACCAGAUGGGUAUUAUUUAGUAGUGUACCAUGCAAUCGAGGAGUGUCCAAUGUGUUACACUGAACUGUGCCCUUCAAGAUUCACCUUGAAUGUCAGAACCUUCCUCCUUUCUACAAUUUGUAUUGGAUGUAAAUUGGAUAUUUACAUAAAAAUUGAUCAUCCUGAUGCCCCUUCAUAUGUUUCUAUUCUGAAGAACGUGGAUUUCUAAGAAGCAGAAAGGUUUGAAGCAAAAGUGUGAACCACAGAGCUUGGCAGAAAAGCAAGGAUCGGUGAUUUCUUUAAGAAAUGAUGAUAAAUGUCACAAUAAUUUUUUUUACUGGCAUUUGAUGUUCUCUGCUUUAUAAGCAAAACAAGUAGUUACAUGUGCACCUCUUUCUACACUAGCCUGAUGUAUUAAUAAAAUUUUGAAACUGA